AAACAACAGAAAGAAUACAAGAUAAGUAAAGAGUAUAAAUCGAGUGACGUGUACGUAGGAUGUCAUAUCUCUCGAUUCCCAAGUCCGCCAUGGUGCUCGUACAUCUGGCAACGUAGCGUGCGUAGCCUGCUUGGACCACACGAUGUCACAUGUAGAUUUUUAAAAAUUCGACAUUUUCGAAUCAUAAAAACUGAAUUUUCUCCUUAAAAUAGAAUUCUUGGUCGCAUAAUUAUAGGAAAAUAUGUCUCUCUCUCCCUGUUGGAAUCGUCACAGCACAUCCGAGCUGAGUGUUAUAUGAAAGAAACGUUAAACAAGAACUUUUACUUUGUGAAGAACAGUAUAUUUUAGCUUUGAGUGUAGCAGUCAGCGCUUGGCUAAACUUGUGUCGGUUAAACAUGUCGCAGGAACAACCCAUCAGCAUUCCAAUGGCUAACUUAAGGUACGACCGCGACGACCGCUACUGCACGAAGCAAGUGGUCGUGAAGCUGUUCGUGUUGGGGCUCCUUCUGCUCGCCGUGUCGCUCGCCGGCUUCGUGGCCUCGCAGAGCAGUUGCCGCUACAACGACUGCACCUUCGAGACCCACGCCGCCUUCUCUGUGGGCGUGGCUGCUCUGACGGCGGGGGUUAUCUUCAUCCUUCUCGCUCUUGCUGGACAUUGCAAUCGUUGUUGCAGUAAGACAAAUUAAAUUUUGUUUUAAUCUCUGCAUCAGAUUUAUUAAUCAAUUUAUUUUCAUUAUAAAUGUUAUGAUAAAAAUCUGAGUUGCUGAUCAGUGCCUAACGUUAUAUUGUUUGUUUCCUUCUUUCAAUAAAUGUUAGAAAAGUAAA
This is a messenger RNA of Penaeus vannamei (Pacific white shrimp), 825 nucleotides long. The record is from RefSeq and is a predicted model, not a curated record. NCBI's taxonomy places the organism in Eukaryota, Metazoa, Arthropoda, Malacostraca, Decapoda, Penaeidae.